Artibeus jamaicensis (Jamaican fruit-eating bat) is the source of this 2091-nucleotide messenger RNA. RefSeq names its product asparagine synthetase domain containing 1 (gene ASNSD1). The transcript has 4 exons. NCBI's taxonomy places the organism in Eukaryota, Metazoa, Chordata, Mammalia, Chiroptera, Phyllostomidae. The record is from RefSeq and is a predicted model, not a curated record. Gene Ontology annotation, molecular function: asparagine synthase (glutamine-hydrolyzing) activity. The coding region runs from base 1 to 2010 and encodes 669 amino acids.
AUGUGUGGCAUUUGUUGUUCUAUAAGCUUUUCUAUUGAACAUUUUUGCAAAGAUUUGAAAGAGGAUUUAUUGUGUAAUCUUAAACGACGGGGACCCAAUAGUAGUAAACAGUUGUUAAAGUCUGAUGUUAACUACCAGUGUUUAUUUUCUGGUCAUGUCCUUCACUUACGAGGUGUUUUGACUGCCCAGCCUAUGGAAGAUGAAAGAGGUAAUGUGUUCCUGUGGAAUGGAGAAGUCUUUAGUGGGAUAAAGGUUGAAGCUGAAGAGAAUGAUACUCAAGUAAUGUUUAAUUAUCUUUCCUCUUGUAAGAAUGAAUCUGAUAUUUUGUCACUCUUCUCAGAAGUUCAAGGUCCUUGGUCUUUUAUAUAUUAUCAAGCAUCUAGUCAUCAUUUAUGGUUUGGUAGGGAUUUUUUUGGUCGCCGUAGCUUGCUUUGGCACUUUAGUAAUUUGGGCAAGACUUUCUGCCUCUCUUCAGUUGGCACCCAAACAUCUGAAGUGGCCAAUCAGUGGCAGGAAGUUCCAGCAUCCGGAAUAUUCAGAGUUGAUCUCAAAUCUACUUCCAUUUCCAAAUCUGUGGUUUUAAAAUUGUAUCCUUGGAAGUACAUUUCUAAGGGGAACGUUACCAAAGAAUGUGUUGAUAGCCUGACUCAAAUUUCUGCAAACUUGCCGACGUUUGUAUCAGUGGUAACAAAUGAAGCCAAACUAUAUCUAAAAGAACCCAUUGUUCCUUUAAAUAUGACAUUGCCACAAGCUUCAUUUGAUAGUUGUUGCAGUAAUAUUUCCAACAUUUCACAUACAAGAGAGAUACUUCAGGUCUUUCUUACUGAUGGACACAUGAAAGAAGUAGUUCAGCAGUUCAUUGAUGUCCUGAGUAUUGCAGUCAAGAGACGAGUCUUGUGUUUACGUCGGGAUGAAUACCUCACACCCAGUGAAGUUUUGAAAACUUGUGAUAGGAAAGCAAAUGUUGGAAUCCUGUUUUCUGGGGGUAUUGAUUCCAUGGUUAUUGCAACCCUUGCUGACCAUCAUAUUCCUUUAGAUGAACCUAUUGAUCUUCUUAAUGUGGCUUUCAUGACUGAAGAAAAGACCAUACCAACUAGUUUUAACAAGAAAAGGAGAGAACAGAAAAAUUGUGAAACUCCUUCUGAAGAACCUUCUAAAAAUGCUGUUGCUGCUGCUGCUGCUAGUCCUGAUAAACAAUUCAUUGUACCAGAUCGAAUCACUGGAAGAGCAGGACUAAAGGAACUACAAAUGGCUAACCCUUCCCGGAUUUGGAAUUUUGUUGAAAUUAAUGUUUCUGCUGAAGAACUGCAAAAAUUAAGAACAGCCCGAAUUUGCCACUUAGUUCAGCCCUUGGAUACAGUGUUGGAUGAUAGUAUCGGCUGUGCAGUCUGGUUUGCUUCCAGGGGAAUCGGUUGGUUAGCGACCCAGGGCAAAGUGAAGUCCUAUCAAAGCAGUGCAAAGGUAGUUCUUACUGGAAUUGGUGCAGAUGAGCAACUUGCAGGUUAUUCUCGUCAUCGAGUCCGCUUUCAGACCCAUGGGCUGCAAGGAUUGAAUAAGGAAAUCAAGAUGGAACUGGGUAGAAUUUCUUCUAGAAAUCUGGGUCGUGAUGACAGAGUUAUUGGUGAUCAUGGAAAAGAAGCAAGACAGGGAAAGAGAAAGAGAGGGAGAGAGACAUCAGUGUGUGGUUGCACCCCCCCCAACCAGGGACCUGGCCUGCGAACCAGAUUUCCUUUUCUGGAUGAAAAUGUUGUCUCCUUUCUAAAUUCCCUACCAGUUUGGGAAAAGGCAAAUUUAACUUUACCUCGUGGAAUUGGUGAAAAACUGAUUUUGCGUCUUGCAGCAGUGGAACUUGGUCUUACAGCCUCUGCUCUUCUGCCAAAACGGGCCAUGCAGUUUGGAUCCAGGAUUGCAAAAAUGGAAAAGAAUAAUGAGAAGGCAGCUGACAAAUGCGGAAGACUCCAAGUCGUUUCCUUAGAAAAUCUUUCCAUUAAAAAUGAUAUUAAAACAUAAUACUUCACAGUGUAAUAACAUUUGCUAAAUAAUUAUUAUAUAAAAAUAAAACACUGCUGCUCUAUUGUAUAAUGUAGUAAU